This is a messenger RNA of Hansenula anomala, 297 nucleotides long. RefSeq names its product Cnl1p (gene CNL1). The record is from RefSeq and is a predicted model, not a curated record. The transcript has a single exon. The annotation marks the transcript as partial. Gene Ontology annotation, biological process: endosome organization. Gene Ontology annotation, cellular component: BLOC-1 complex. Lineage: Eukaryota; Fungi; Ascomycota; Saccharomycetes; Phaffomycetales; Wickerhamomycetaceae.
GAAGAAGAGGAUGAUCCAUUGGGUGUCAAGAAACUUGCUUUGAGUUUUGAUUAUCUGCUUUACAAGAUAAGUGAAAAGAUGGAAGUAUUGGCUCAACAGACGGAAUCUAGUGUUAUUAGUAGGAAAGACGAAGCUGAAAGGGAGCUUCUUGAUGUUGAAACAUCGGCAAACAAUUUGAAAGAUUUAAUACAAAAGUGUGAUAACCUUGACAAUGACUUUACAAUGCUGGAACAAAUAAGCAUUAUUGUUUCGGAUUUCAAGCAGAGAAUCAAAAACCUUGAGCUUCAGAUAAAGAAU